AUCAGGACCUUAGACGUGUUGCCAGCCUGCACCAUGCUCGGCGUCCUGCUUCUCCAGGUCCUCGAGCAUACUCACCUGCUCCGCAGCGUACCAUUCCUGCAUCUUAUGCCGAUCCGCGCAUGACAGCGCCGCCACCAGAGACACAGCAAGUUCGAUACUACGAGCAGCCAGGAGAAGCUGUGGCUUAUGUGCGCGAGCGAUCACCUCCAAGAUUGCAAGAGUACCACGAUCCAUACAGUGCCCGAGCGCUGAGUCCAGUUUCGAUGCCACCACCUGCAGCUUUGCCACGUCGCAUCGUGGUCGAUCAGUACGGGAAUCGAUACUACGCAGCAGACCCCGAGCCAGGGCCAUCCGGUGCCCCUGUUGAUCGCCGAGCGCCAGAGCCUGGUUAUGAACGGGCUCCCAGUCGCAUGGCUAGAGCAUACGGAUCAAGUAACCAGGCGGCUAUAUAUGAGCAAGCGGAUGCUAGGAUGGCUCCGCCGCCACCUCGUAGACAGUACCCAGACGAGCAGACAGUCAGAUACGUUGACGCUAAUGGCUAUCCUGUUCAGCAGUAUGGCACACGUGCUGAAGUCCGGUAUAUGGAAGCGCCUACAUCUCCACUCUAUCAAGCAGCACCGACAUCUCGAUACGACAUGGCUCCUCCACCAGCUCCACCAGCCCGUGAGCAGACGUCCCCGGUCUAUGCUCCGCCAGCCCGUAGCUACAGUGUUCGCCCAGAGGCGCCACCAGCGCAGCAAGCUUACGACAGGCAAGCUAGCGUUGCGCCUGUACAGUACAUCCGUCAAGAGGCCCCACCUCCUACUCGCGCCAUGAGCGCAAUGCCAGGCUACGAGCAAGCGCGCACAUCGAGCUACGCGCCUGCACUACAAGCUGUGCAAUAUGUUGACCAGUAUGGUCGGCCUAUCUACCCGAGUGAGGUACGACAGGCUCCAGCUCCCGAGUAUAGAUAGCAGUAAUCGGCAGCUUUCUUUUGUUGGAAUAUGGAAUUUGAGCGUGGCGAGGCUUGCAAAGUGGAAACAAAUGGUCGGCAACUUGGCAUGGUGGAGCUUUGAUUGGAUUAGCUGGGCAUCUUGUGGUUCUGUAUGGAAUUGUAGUGCGUAUCUGGCAGGAGCAGGGCAGCCAUGUUCGAAAGACAUAGUCGUUGAAAGCUGUUCGCAUGAC
Messenger RNA from Pseudocercospora fijiensis CIRAD86, 1164 nucleotides. RefSeq lists its product as uncharacterized. NCBI's taxonomy places the organism in Eukaryota, Fungi, Ascomycota, Dothideomycetes, Mycosphaerellales, Mycosphaerellaceae. The transcript has a single exon. Bases 120 to 953 code for a protein of 277 amino acids. The record is from RefSeq and is a predicted model, not a curated record.